Messenger RNA from Conger conger (European conger), 2434 nucleotides. It is a transcript of the gene arhgap15, whose product is annotated as Rho GTPase activating protein 15. The transcript is spliced from 14 exons. Gene Ontology annotation, biological process: signal transduction; regulation of GTPase activity. The record is from RefSeq and is a predicted model, not a curated record. Lineage: Eukaryota; Metazoa; Chordata; Actinopteri; Anguilliformes; Congridae. Bases 168 to 1583 code for a protein of 471 amino acids. Gene Ontology annotation, cellular component: cytoplasm.
CGAAGAGAACCAGCGUUCACACCAGAUAGGGCCUGCAAAAGGCUGGGGGUUUGAGACGGCAGCUCGCCGAGACACGUGACCACGGCACUUCCUCUUAUCGGAGGCUUUCUCCCCAUCUCGGGCAGAUUAAGGGGUGAGAAGGCUCAGCGGGCCAAGAAAAAACAAAGAUGCAAAGUUACACAAAACAAGCCCCUGUGGGAAGUGCAGCCAGCCAGGGUCCUGGUGCGGUUCAGAUGAGGAUAAAGACUUCCGCCAACCCUGGGGAAAGGCUCAGCCAGACCAAGUCCAUGGUCAUGCCAGACCCUGGACAGGCCCAGAAACCCAUAUCGCGCCAUCGGAGGAAUCAAUCUCAGCAUAACUUGGGUGACAUCAGCAAGACGGACCAUCCUACCGCCCUGAAAGGUGAAUAUCUGAACAAGGCGAAAAUAGCGGAUGGAGGGAAGAAACAGAGGAAGAACUGGACCUCCACAUGGGUUGUCCUUGAUGUUACCCAGCUGCUGUUUUACAAAGAAAGCAAGCAAGAGGCUUUAACAAAUUUGAAGCCGGGAUGCAAGCCAGAAGGCAUUGAUCUCUGUGGGGCUCUCAUCGAGUGGACAACGGACAAGUCGAGCCGGAAGAACGUCUUUCAGAUAACAACCAGCUCUGGCAACGAAUUCCUGCUCCAAGCUGACAAUUAUACAACAAUAUGUAAAUGGCAUGAUGCUAUUAAAAAAACAGUCGACAGUCUGGCAAGGGGAAAAGAAGGCGUCUUUCCUGGGAAACUCACUCUCCGGAAGUCAAACAGCUCAGAAAUUCUGCCCAGACCCAGACAUGACUUGCCCGUCACCAAGGAACCCAAACCGGAAAAAAGGCGGUCACUCAUCAAGCUGAACUACAGCGCAUCGGACAGUGCAGACAAAAACGGGGUGAAGAACCGGCUGAAGAAGUUCAUCUCCAGGAGGCCCUCCAUGAAAACACUGCAGGAAAAAGGCAUUAUCAAAGAUCGAAUAUUUGGAUGUCACCUGCUGACACUUUGUCAAAGAGAGGGAACUACGAUCCCCAGCUUCGUACAGAAGUGCGUUCAGGCAGUUGAAAAAAGAGGUAUGGAAACAGAUGGAAUAUACAGAGUGAGCGGGAACCUGGCGACCAUUCAGAAGUUACGGUUCAUAGUCGACCAAGAAGACGAGCUGGAUUUGGACGACUGCCAGUGGGAAGAUAUCCACGUGGUCACCGGAGCGCUCAAGAUGUUUUUCCGGGAGCUUCCAGAGCCGCUGUUUCCGUACCGGUUCUUCGAACCGUUGGUGGAGGCGAUAAAAACAAAGGACGAUAAACAGCGGGUGCAAGCCGUGAAGAAGCUGGUACAGCAGCUACCAAAGCCCAACCACGACACAAUGAAACUUCUCUUCACACACCUGCAGAAGAUCCUCACCAAGUCCUUGAAGAACCGGAUGUCAACACAGGGAAUCGGGAUUGUGUUUGGCCCAACGCUCAUGUGGCCAGAAUUGGAUUCUGGGAAUUUGGCGUUCAACAUGGUGUACCAGAAUCAGAUUGUAGAGUUCAUACUCAUCGAAAGUUCAGCAAUCUUCGGACCUGCGGGGAAGUAGUACAAGAGUACAUUAAAUCAAUACAAGGGAAGAUGACACAUAUCCAAGUAUGCAGCAUGUACAGCAUAGUGUUGUAAUGGUAGUUCAAGAAGAUUAGUUUGUCAGAUACUGUAUGUUCAAUUUCCUCAUUUACCUUAACAAAGGUGCCUUUGGAACAAAGGGUCUUAUCCAAAGUGUAAGAUAAUUCAGAAAUAAUACGCUAUUUUUUCCCCCCUUUCAUUUUCUAUUUGUGCAUUUUGAAUUAUUAGAAAUGAUUAAAGCAAGGAAAACAUAUCCACAAUGUCAUGGUAAUUAUCAGGGAAAUCGCUCCUUUACUGUGGAGGAGAGUGAAUUGCUCUCAUAAUUAAAUCACUCAGGAACAGAAAUGAGAUACAGGUUUUAAUGUUCUGUAAAUAUCCCAUUAACUGGAGUUUUAAACGCAGGAGAGGAAGGCAUUUCCAGAGUCCUUGCUUAGCCUUUCAGUCCCACAAACCUUCACAAAGUGGUCUGCCAUCGCUUCAGUAUUUUUCUGCCCAUGAUGUAGAGGAGAAAAGCCAGGUUAGAUACUGUAGCCAUAUCAUAUCCUCAGGCUCCAGACAUAUUGUAAAUCAGUAGUAAGUUCCUUUAAAAUGCCAUUUUCUGUAGAAUGCCUAAGUUGCUGAGCCAGUUGUCAACACUGUAUUUUUCUGUUUGUUUACAGUUACGCUUUGAGUGGCUUGUACUUAAUUUACAAAGUAGUACUGUUUUCGCUGGAUAGCAUUUUGCCAAUUUUGACGGUUUACAUGUUACAUUUAGUGAGUUUUGUACCACAUCUGUUUGCAGUGAGAAUCUUGGACUAUGUGGAAUAUGUGAAUAAAGACUUUAUUCUGUUC